This is a messenger RNA of Xiphophorus hellerii (green swordtail), 1434 nucleotides long. Its product is annotated as olfactory receptor 142-like. Gene Ontology annotation, cellular component: membrane. Gene Ontology annotation, molecular function: G protein-coupled receptor activity; olfactory receptor activity; odorant binding. NCBI's taxonomy places the organism in Eukaryota, Metazoa, Chordata, Actinopteri, Cyprinodontiformes, Poeciliidae. The coding region runs from base 315 to 1244 and encodes 309 amino acids. The record is from RefSeq and is a predicted model, not a curated record. The transcript has a single exon. Gene Ontology annotation, biological process: G protein-coupled receptor signaling pathway; detection of chemical stimulus involved in sensory perception of smell.
UAGAGUUAUCAAGUUUAUUUUUUAUUGAGAUGAUCAAAAGUCUCAUAACUGACCAGCACUAAUCAGAAAUGUGUCAUUCAAACAGAUAAAUAGUUUGUUGCUAAGCCACUCAGGUUGGGGAAUAUUCAGUUGUUGUUUUUCUGGCUCUAAUUGGUUCGUUAAGUUUGCAGAAACCAGAGGCUGGAGUCUGAGCGCUGCUCUGUCAGUCAGAGUGGUUAUUAAUAUGUGAGGCAAUGGGAGGAGAGCCAGAGAGCAGCACACUGAGCUCCAUCAUGUUGUAACGUCUUACAGGCUGGACUCUUUGCUCUCUGAUUAUGGAUAAUGUUUCUGUUGUAAGAACCUUCACUCUCACAGGAAUAAAUGAGACUAUGGACUACAGAACUACAAUAUUCUCACUCACUUUGGUGUAUUACUGUGUGAUUUUAUUCCUAAAUAUCUCCCUCAUUGUUAUUAUUGUCUUGGAUGAAAACUUGCAUGAGCCCAUGUAUGUCUUACUGUGCUGCGUUUGCAUUAACGCGGUUUACGGCACCACAGGUUUCUACCCUAAGUUCCUGUUAGACCUGCUGUCGUUUGCUCAGGAGAUUUCCUACGAGUGGUGUCUCUUCCAGGCCUUCGUCAUGUACUCGUUCGCCUGCGGUGAGCUGUCCAUCCUGGCCGUCAUGGCGUACGACAGGUACCUGGCUAUCUGCCGGCCGCUGCACUACCACUCGUUGAUGACGAAGAGAAAGCUCUUCCAGCUGGUGAGUUUCUCGUGGCUGACGCCGUUCUGCGUCUACUCCGUCAGUAUUCUGCUCACUUCCAGGCUGGAGCUGUGCAGGCUGAAGAUUAAGAGGCUGUUCUGCAUGAACUGGAUCAUCGUUCAGCUCGCCUGCCCCCACAGCGACACUCUCUCCAAUAACGUCGUUUCGUACGCGACGAUGUUCCUCUACGUGUCUCACGGCUUUUUCAUCAUUUGGACUUACAUGCACCUCGUCAGAGUGUGUGCAACCUCCAAGGAUGACAGGGUGAAGUUCAUGCAGACGUGCGUGCCUCAUCUGGUCUCUUUGAUCACUUUCCUGACGGUGAUCGUGUUCGAUCUGAUGUACAUGCGCUACGGCUCGGCGGAUAUGCCCCAAAGCCUGCAGAACUUCAUCGCCAUAGAGUUCCUCCUCAUUCCCCCGAUGAUGAACCCGCUGAUUUACGGAUUUAAGUUGACCAAAAUACGAAACAGAAUCCUGAGUUUGGUUUAUCUUAGAGCCCAAUGAGAACAUACUGAUUUAUUGAUUGACAAAUUGUGAUUGUUUCUUAAGCACCACAACAUAGAAAAUGAUUCCUAGAACUGAGAUAAGAACUGAUGAAUCCAGAAUGUAAACAUAAGAUAAAUAAAUCCUGAUUUAUUUAGUGUUUUUCUUGUAAAUUAGCUGUUUUAAUGCCAAAUAAAAUCGUCUCACAUUA